Colletotrichum godetiae is the source of this 1706-nucleotide messenger RNA. Its product is annotated as amidase. NCBI's taxonomy places the organism in Eukaryota, Fungi, Ascomycota, Sordariomycetes, Glomerellales, Glomerellaceae. The transcript has 3 exons. Gene Ontology annotation, molecular function: catalytic activity. Bases 1 to 1605 code for a protein of 534 amino acids. The record is from RefSeq and is a predicted model, not a curated record.
AUGUCUGUCUUCUCACUCGAAGUAGAGAAAGCAAACCCAGUAACCGCGGAAGUUCUCGACGAUAGCUUGCGGGCACUGGGUGUUACGAUCAAACCGGAGGAGAAAGAUGAGUACCAGAGGCUUCUAGCCGUGUUCCACGAAUCCGUCGUGGGUCUUAUGUCACUCCCUGACUAUGUACCUCCAAUAGAUGAGGAAAGAUUCCCAAGAGAGGAAAUCCGAUUCCCGGAUGCUUCGGAGAACCCUUUGGGUGCCUGGGCUUGGAGAUGCCGGGUAGAGGACAAGAUGAAAAGUGGAGGAAUCCUAGCCGGCAAAACGGUAGCCAUAAAAGACAACAUCGCAGUCAAGGGCGUUCCGAUGCUUAUAGGAACUGACUUUGUCAAAGAUUACGUUCCAAACACAGACGCAACAUGUGUUACAAGACUGCUAGAGUCCGGUGCAAUCAUAUCUGGAAAGUCCGUGUGUGAGAACAUGUGUCAUUCCGCUACAAGUAGCUCUUCUUCAACUGGGCACGUACAUAAUCCCUAUGCCAAGGGCUACAGCAGCGGCGGCAGCUCGAGUGGCUCAGGGGCACUUGUCGCCAAUGGUGACGUGGACAUGGCUCUUGGCGCCGACCAAGGUGGUUCGAUUCGUGUUCCUGCCGGAUGGUGUGGGCUGUACGGUCUGAAGCCGACAUUUGGACUCGUACCCUACACUGGUUGUGGCUCAAAUGAGCCUACCAACGACCAUGUCGGGCCUAUGACACGAACACUUCUCGACAACGCGCUAAUGCUUCAGGCUAUUGCAGGCAACGAUAACAUCGAUGACAGAUCGUUCGCAGCACCGAGCCCAGACAACGUGCCCAGGUACUAUGACAACUUGACUAAGCUCGCGAACCCGAAAGAUCUGUCAGGCGUGAAAAUCGGCAUUCUAGUAGAAGGUAUGAACCAACCAUCCGUGGAACCUCGCGUCAAGGCCUGCGUCGAGGCGGCGAUUGAGGAUUUCAGGAAUCUUGGGGCGACCGUGGAAGAAGUUUCGAUUCCCUUCCACUCCAAAGGAGCAGCUGUAUGGACUGCCGUCAGCAAAAGCGGAGGGUACUUGGCGAAACGAAACCUCGCAUUCGGAAGAAGAGGCCACAUCAUGACCGACUUGACGGAGAAGUUCCAAAAUCUCACGCAGGAACAGUGGGACAACGCAUAUGUUUCGUCAAAGAACAUCUACCUUAACGGCAUCUACGCUCAGGCAGCGUUUCCAGGGUUGCUCGGCAAAGCAACGAAUCUUAGCAGAAAGUUGCGAGACGACUAUGACAAUGCUCUGCGAGAAUUUGAUGUUUUGGUGACGCCGAACUUACCCUACGUUGCCAAUUCCCAUACUCCGUAUGACGCAUCUCCGCUCGAGAAGAUUGGAAAGCAGGUCGGAUUGACUGCUAAUACUGCCCCAUUCAAUCAAUCGGGCCAUCCAGUUCUGGCUAUGCCGAUUGGCAUGCUUCCGAUUGAGGAGGGUCCUCUGCAAGGCUCAGGAACAAAACUGCCGGUGAGCAUGCAGGUUAUUGGCAAAUGGUGGCACGAAGAGGAUGUGUAUCGAGUUGCAUAUGCCUGGAGCUUAGAGUACGAUUGGAAGACCACUUGAUGGCACGCAAGGAAACGACACAAUUGAUAUGUGGCAUCGUGGACUCUAGGCGAGGGCUUGUGCUAGUGGGAAUUAGCAGAGAGAAUUGGAGCAUCGAGAGG